Molecule: messenger RNA, 561 nt
Organism: Serendipita indica DSM 11827
Lineage: Eukaryota; Fungi; Basidiomycota; Agaricomycetes; Sebacinales; Serendipitaceae
Source: the annotation of a GenBank genome assembly
AUGGCCAUCUCUGGCUUCUCGUGCCUCGAAGUCUUGGAUACCGCUGGAACGGAACAAUUUGUCGCCUUGCAUGACCUGUACAUCAAAGCUGGGAGAGGAUUCAUCCUCGCGUUUAGUCUGACGGAUCAAUCGAGCUUGAAGGAGAUUGAAGUCUUGCGGGAACAAAUUGUCAGGCUAAAGGGCGACCGGGUCCGUACACCUCCCCUUCCAAAAGCAAAAUCGUUGGCCGCCGCGGUCCCUAUCGUUGUCGUAGGAACCAAGUCGGACCUGGUAGAAGAACGACAAGUGGACCGCGAUCAGAUGAUGAACAUUAGUCUGGGAUGGGGGGUGCCAAUUUACGAGACGUCAGCUAAGAAAAAUUGGCAUGUCAAGGACGCGUUUGAGGACCUCGUACGCCAGAUGCGGAUACGGUAUCCUAAUGUGCCGCGGACAAGGCGAAAGGGCAGCGGCAGAUCCCGCACAGAGUCGGCGCGUACGCACGGGCACCCUCCGGCACAAUCGAGUGUCCCCUAUGGAGAUGGACGAGAGAGCCCCAAGCCAGAUAAAUGCGUGGCGAUGUGA